AGGGGGGUGGGCGGCCACAGCCCCGGAGCCGCCACAGCCCCGGAGCUCCGAAAGCCGCGGAGCCGCCACAGCCCCGCCAGCCCGCCGCGCUCAGCAAAGGGAGGCGAUGUUGAUGCUGGACUGCAGUUUAGAGUCUGGUAGUUUCAGCAAUCUGUUUGAGGCAGGAACCGGUGUGAACGCACCUGCAGAUGCCUUUGGUCAGUCUCCAGCUCACUUGGCUGCUUGUGGUGGUGAAGCUUUUUUCCUACUUUGGCAACUACAGACAGGAGCAAAUUUGAACCAACAGGAUUGCCUUGGAGAAGCCCCAAUUCAUAAAGCAGCAAAAGCUGGAAGUUUGGAAUGUCUCGCUCUCCUUGUUGCUGGUGAUGCCAAAAUUGACUUGUGCAACAACAGUGGACAGACAGCAGCAGAUCUUGCACUUGCUUAUGGCUUUCUGGAAUGUGCCAAGUUCCUCACCACAAUUCAGCACACUCAGACAAUGAAACUGAAAGGACGGUGUGGCUACUUGCUAAGUGACAAACAUGGCUUGCUGAGAGAGGAUCCAACUGCACAGAAACAAGAAAGUAAAACCAGCAGAUCCAUAAGCAGGAAGAGGAGAAGAUCAGAUGAUGACAGAUCUUGUUUCCUUGCUGCCAGAAGAAACAGCCUGUAAUCCCAACAUGAAAUAUGGGGAAUCCAAAGUCUGAAGAAACAUGACUGGAUGAUACAUUGAGCAGCCAGAUGUGUAUGCUGGGACAUUGUCUCCUUCUGAGAAGGAGGAAAGCUUGUUUAUUGUUACUUCUUACAGAAGAAUGUUGUGGUUCCCCCCCCAAUAGUUGUAUUCAUACAGCUAUAAAUAAAUGAGCAUGUGACAAUUAA
Corapipo altera (White-ruffed manakin) is the source of this 858-nucleotide messenger RNA. RefSeq names its product ankyrin repeat domain 37 (gene ANKRD37). The record is from RefSeq and is a predicted model, not a curated record. Lineage: Eukaryota; Metazoa; Chordata; Aves; Passeriformes; Pipridae. Gene Ontology annotation, molecular function: protein binding. The transcript has 5 exons. The coding region runs from base 107 to 652 and encodes 181 amino acids.